This is a messenger RNA of Diachasma alloeum, 7509 nucleotides long. Its product is annotated as titin homolog. The record is from RefSeq and is a predicted model, not a curated record. The transcript is spliced from 9 exons. Bases 363 to 6878 code for a protein of 2171 amino acids. Lineage: Eukaryota; Metazoa; Arthropoda; Insecta; Hymenoptera; Braconidae.
UGGCCGUCAGUAGCGUGGGUCCUUCUGAGCUAGUUGCAAGGGUUAAGAAAAAUCGUCCACAAAUUUUAAUUAAAAAAACUCGAUCGCAAACGUAUCAAACGAGUUUUCAGUUAUUUUUUAAACAAAAUAAACCGUGAAAGCGACGCAUUCGAAGUACAUCGGAGUUCGCGAUAUUUUGGUUUUUUUUUGUGGCGAUCGUCGUGUGUAAAUCGCUGCGAGCUUAACCGGCCGGUGGCUUCCAUUGUCCACCGAACAUCGUGUUUCUCAAGAGGAUCCCGAAUUUCUGGGGCCGGAGGGGGCGGAGGACGAGUCGUGAGGGGAGUUAUGAGCAGCUCGUGGUUUAACCAUCCAACGACAUUAUUAUGAAUCUGUUCAACGGCGCCAAUUUAACCCCACGGGCCCCCUCAGUUACCAAGAUGAAGAGGAGAGGCUGCGGUCGAGAGAGUUCGUCCACUUCGUCGUCACCCGUAACGGUGCUUGACAUUUUGCAGAGGAACCAAUUACACGGUGUGAAUAUCACGUCUUCUAGAAGAAGCAAUAGCGACAACGCGUUCCCCCAUCAUGUUUUGUCGUCGGGGACUGAACAAGCGAAUACCACAAUAAUUCUUGAUUCUAGUUCAGAGCCAGAGUCGGAGUCAUCUCCGAAAUGCGAGCAAGGCAGUCGUAGCCCCGAUCGCAAGGAGAGACCAAAUAGCAGGAAAUCCCUACAGUUCUCAUUCUCCCAAGAGCCUCAACAGAGGUUCGGUGAUCCCCCACAGCUGAAAUCAUACCUAAAACCAAGCCCUCGAGAGACUAUUUCCCAGCCCCUAUCCCCCAAAUCCCAAUCAGUAGAGAAGAGUAUCUCCAAAGCGUUCGAUCGUAUCCGAAAAAUUCGCGCUCGGAGGGCAUCCGAGCGCAAAGAGGAUCCCAGGAUGGGUCCCUCCACCAUCCUCAGUACACCAACGAGCCGACCAAGCACCCCCCACGGCGAUGAGUUUCCCAUUCACAUACCGAGUGAUGACGAAGUCAUUAUCGACAAAGAACCCUCCGAGAAGUCUGGCAGGCCCAGACGUAACUUGACCAAAAAGUUCUCCUCUAUUAACUCACCAACUAAUGCUUCGUCGGACGUUGUCGAGCUCUCCGAUGAUGAUGAGACCCCCCCGCCGCCUCCUAAGCCCCCACUCGAUAAACCUGACGAUAAUGUUGACAACAUCCCGACGAUUGACAUCACUGAGAGUGAAUUGGACAAUAAGACGCUGAAUUGCUUUCCCAUGAAGAAGACCCCGCGCGUGAGGAGCAGCAGAAACAGGAAGAGAUCAGAGAGAAAUGAUAAGAUCAAGACGGAGAGUAACAGUGACUGCAUUGUCCUGGAGGAUUGCCCCGGGAUCGCUGAAGACGCCAGGCCACUUCCAAACGCGGAACCUCCCAACAUGAAUGCGUCCCUCCUUGAGGAGGAGGACCUGCCGGGCUUCGGGACAACGGACCAGCCGAGAGGAUUCCGUCAUCACAUCCCCGGAGACAAUGAGGAGGACGUCUGUGAGAUAAACCAGGGUCAUAAGCCGGAAGGUGGAGCUGCAGUGAGCGAGAUCAUCUCUUCGGACUCUGAGACCAACAAGAGCACUCCUGUAAAGGCUACUAAACCGUUCUCCCUGAAUCUUUCUGCUGCUAAGGAAUAUGCUGAGAGUUAUCUGUUGAUGAAGAAGAGGGAGAAAGGAGGGGAGGAAGAUAGCAGGGGCGGGAGGAGGCUGAGGUGCCGGCAGAAGUCGAAGGAAGUUGAGGAGGCUGAGAGUGUUGUGAUAGAACCUGAAGAGAUAUCAGAGGUGCCGAAUGAACAGAUCGGUUCAACUGUCGAGAGGAGUAGCAGUGGCAGUGAUAAGACAGCAGAGAACACUAAGAAGAGUGACGAGGUCAUUCAGGUAGAGGAGCGGCAAGUCAGCGGAGAGAAGAAGAAGCGCGGCAGAAAACCUGGACUACAAGUUGCUUCGGCUGUCGAGGAGAGGAGCAGCAGCGAUAAGACGGCUGUGGAGAGUGAGAGGAAGAGGGACGAGGUUGCUCAGGAGGUAGACAGGCAGUCCAGUGGGGAGAAGAAGAAACGAGGGAGGAAGCCCGGGUGCAAGGUGAAGCCCAGGGGCCAGACGAACUCACAGUUGGCUGCUGAAAAUCCGCCAGAGCCGUAUCAAUACACCAAUACUGUUGGCGGAUUCAUUUUUAACGCCAUGUCGAAGACUCAGGCUGAAGCGAAAGCUCCGAAUCCAGGGAAAGAUGAUCCCGUUGAGAGGAAGAAGCGGGGGCGAAAGCCGGGGGGGAAGAACAGGCCCAAGGCUGAUCGCGAGAGGAACUUGAAGAGCAUUGUGAAAAGGCCGAAGAGGAAGUACAAUGGUAAAUCCAAACUGAAGCUGAAUAACAACGAGCCUGCGGUCCCAGAGUGCUGCUUUGAGAGGUCGUGCUGCUACUUCGCGGGGUGUACACAUGGCAAUAAUCAUAAGAAGCCUGGGAAGCUUCCUUCUCUGCCGGAAGAUACUGAUUUCGUCUUCGCGGAGCAGUUGUAUCAGGAUAAUAUAGAGGAGAUCAAUAAGAGACUGUUGGCGCAGAGGGCGAGUGUUGACGCGGGGGCUGAUUCGUCUGGGGCGAGUGAUCACAAUUGUGACAAGGUGCCGAAAGCAAUAAUCCAAUUCCCCCUGGACGUGGUAGCGAAUGGAAAUGCCUUGAACGGCAAAGAGGUCCUGGGCUUCACAGUACCUCUACCCCCCGGACUACCCGAAAACGACGGUCAAACGUUGGAAACUGCCCCCGAGGACAAUCCCCCCAAACCUAAGAUCGUGCAGGACAAGCUCUUGCCCAAAGGAACGAUCAACCACGUCCUCGCAAAGCAUCUCAAAACCGACGCCCCUCGCUCCACCGACGCCCCAGGUUCCCCGAAACGCGAGAAAUUCGGAAUAAGAUCAACAAUACCCUCGCGACGGUGUCUCAACCCCUCUGCGGAUGCCAAAACCAUUGACUCAAAAAUCUCAUCAGCUUUCGCCAAAAUUUGGAAGAGGAUUCCCGAGAUAGCAGCUCUCAUGGAAUCUCCAUCAAAGCGAAUUUGUCGUGACGAAUCAUUUGAUGAAGAUACCACGGAGAACGAUCAGAUCCUCGAGGAGACAAGACCCUUAGAGAGACGUAAAUCUCACCUGUCGGAGUCCAUCAGCAACACUGAUCUGAAAAAUGGUCACAUUAAGGCAGUGGGGAUGUUAAACGGGCUCUUCAGUGACCCUCACAUCCUCCCUUCGUCAGGAAGAAGUCGUCAGAGUGGCGAAAAGGUCUCUCGAGCAGCUUUCAGACCAGAGAACGGACAACAAAUUAAUAGUAAAAAAUAUGAGGACAAAUUGAAUGAUAAAUCAGAGGAGAGUAUUUCACGUCUGACGAAGGAAAACUUGGCGAUGAUGGACGAAUCCACUGAUGCUCAGGACGGUAUUGAUGUCAUGUCUCAUAUAAUGAGGCAAAUGCAGAUGCCCGGGAAGCCGGUCUUCCCCCCGAUGACUCCCCUGAGUCCUCCCAAAGUGCCUAAGAAGUCCUCAGAAGACUCGAAGAAACACGAGAACACACCGAUGAGUGUGAGGAACAGUCGGAAAAGAGUCGCUGCGGCGAGUGUGCAGGACCUGGAGAUGAAGAAGAGGAUGAAGGGGAAGGGUCAGUGGAGUCUGAAUAACGAUGACGCUGAGUCUACGACGUCCGUUGAGAGUCGUCCCUCAGAAUUCAUCAGCCACCCGAGUCAUUCCAGUUAUCUCCUGAGUAUUUUCGACAGAAAGAGCCCUCCGAGAAAGGAGGAGUUGAUUCAGGCCUGGCUGAGCAAGGAUACUGAAGACUCGAAGCAUGAUGCUGACGACGUCAAGUCUCUCGAGAAUUCACACUCGCCGCAUUCGGCGAAAACCUGUGUGAGGACUCCCGACGAGCGAGACGACGAUUUCCAGAUGGGAGAUACUGUCGACACCAUUCUGGAGGAGUCCAGUGAUGCUGACGAUUGGAUGCUGAAGAUUGGGUCGGAGAAAGAGCAUGUUACUGAGGGCGUUCGGGAGACUGAUCUCUGUUCGGGCUCUUCGUCCUCGAAGACUGUCUCAAACUCUUUGAAGGAGAGCUCUUCUGGCAUCGGGACUGAGAAGGAGAAACAGAGCUCCUUCGAGACCGGCGAUGGGGACGAUGAUGCUCCUGAGGUUUUGACGGCAACAGUCUCUCAGGGGGGCGAUGAUGAUGAUGGUGAUGAGAAGGAAGAUGAGGAUGCUCUGUUUCUGGAUGUUGAAGACGACGACUCUCUGAUGGAUGAAUCCCCGGAAAAUAACGAGAACAAAGAGAGUAAGGUCAAGCAGCCACCCAAGAUAUGUUCUCCUCCCCGAGCAGAGUCACCCCCAACAAUAAAUCCAAACGAAUCACCGCAGAGGAGACCCUCUAUAUUAAAAGCCCCCGUCGUGGUCUCUCGAGGAGAAUCGUCAAAGGCAAUGGCUAGACCGCCCGAUUGGGACGAGGAUGAAGCAUCGACCUCCGGUCUUUACCAGAUGUCGAAUGUCGACAGAUACUGCAGUCAAAACCGUCGGGAAUGCAGCAUUCAGUACUCAGGAGUGGAUGAUCCCGAUGCCUACGAGCCUGGCGACGUGGACGAUCUCUACGAACCGGUGCAAACGCAGGCAGACAAGAUGUUCUUUCCCAAGGACCCAAGACAGUUCUUCAGAGGCUUGUGCUAUGCUUAUUUGAAAAAGGGAAGUUGCACUAGACUGGACUGUCCCUUCGACAAUAACAAGUAUUCCUAUCACCUCCAAAACCUGCCCAAGGCCCCCCCCGCUGUGAUAGAACUAGUCCUCAGCCAUGCAAUCGCAGAGAACUACUUCCACGCUCUCUUGGACAUCUACCCAGAGGCCAUAAAGACACUGCCACUGCAGCCCAUCCAGCGAGUUUGCGCGAGGAUUCGCGUUGAAGCCGAGAAACACAAGACGAAGGUUCAAAUCAACUACUCUGCUUACAGAUUUUAUCAGGACUCCAUGAAGCCCACGGUUGCAGCUCUAUCAGCGAAAAACCACUCCCCCGCGACGAUUAUCGAUAUAUUGUCCAAGGGAUAUCUCCUUCGUGAUGACGACGACAUGAAGAAGCUGAUGAGAGUCCUGAUUGCCUCGAAAAAAAUCCCCCCUGGGCAUCAUUGGGAUACGUUCAAGGAUUUAAUCAAACUAUUAAAUUCAAGUCCUCCGCAGUUUCUGGUUAGUCUGAUUCUCAAUGACUGCAUCAGGUUUGACAAGUCGAGGGAGUAUCUGGUGGAGGUUUACGAGCACGUCAUCAGGAGAAUCCCAGAGCCAUCGCUGCAGGGCAUUGAUCCGGGACUUUUGAGGCCAUUCAGACAAUUUUCUGAAGCUGUGCGGAGGCCGGAGGGGGGAGUGGCAAUGAGGGAGUUAGCUAAUGGGGGGAAUAGAACGCCAAUGCCUGAUGUAGAGCAGGAUUUUGGCGGCGAACGUCAGCAUUGCCCUCAGAUCGCUUCUCCAGACGAAGUUCGUCAUGCUGAGAAGUAUCAAGAGGAGGAGAGGAAGGAGAAGACGGUUACGGAACCGCGUAGGAGGAGCGUUAAAGAGAGAUUGGGGCCUAGGGAUGUGUUGAACAGGCCGAGGAGGAUGACAACCCAGGAACCUCUAGAUUUGAUCCCCAUAGAUCGGAUCAGCAGGCCAAACUCCCUCUACAGGGAAUUCCUGUGGCCCCUCCACUGCGAUCUCCUGACUAUUCAACUGAGUUUGAAGCAUCGAGCCUACGAUCGAGUCAUUGAAACUCUCACCAGUGCUAAAAAUCGAGUCUCAACUGGGAGUCAACCAUUUGCCAAAGGAUUCUAUCACAUCUUGUGCAGGGAAAUAAUCACUUCAGCUGAUCAUUUGGAGGCAGUUAUGAAACGUUCAGUUCAGACGAGGAGUUACAAAGUUCUUCCUGUAUUGUUCGAAGUGGGGACAUACUUAUUAAUCAGAUUAGCUAAUGAUGGAGUGUGGAUAAUUGCUUAUCGUUUAUUGAGAAUCUUGCAGAGAUUGUAUGGGAUCAGAGAGGCUGCGAAAAAUUAUUUUUUAAUGGCCGAAAUUUUCAUUGGCAAUCGUCGACCAUUGCAGGCACUUGCUCUGUUGAAUCAAUAUAAGUUGCUCUCCAAGCAUCGAAGUAAGUGGGCUCUCAGGAGUCAUUCACAGGACAAAUCCCUGAGGACAUUUGUUCUGGGGAAUUUGAUGAUGAGUUUAUGUAGAGAUUGCCCGCAAGAGGCAUUGAAAAUGUUGAAGAAAGUUCUGCAGCAGCAGAUCACCUGCUACGAACCCAUUGAUUUAUCAAAGUACACCGAUGAAAUCUGUAAAUCAUUGCUAGUGUCGAAUAAAAAGGAAGAACUGAUUGAGAUGGCGGGCUUAAUCGUUCAUCACAAUUUGAAUGUUCGACGGUCAACGCUGCGAACACUCAUCGCAACAGUAUUUCAUUCGGACACUUUUUUAUCUCGACAGUUGCACCAAUACGCAACAUUGAUCGGUGUCUACCCAGUCAUCAAUAUCCGGCCUCUCACCUGCAGUCUCGUCCAUUGCGAUUGGACCGAGGAGGAGAUGUUCCUCCAGGUUUUUUCUCUAUUCAAAAAUAUCAGAGAAACGCUCGGUCCCUCGAUUGAACAGGUCAUUCCAGAGAGGGUGCUUAUUUAUCUGAACUUCGAGAUUAUUGCGGAGUUCACUAGCAAUCAUAUUAUCAAGGGUGAGUAUAAUGGAGCCGUUCUAACUCGUGCCAAGGAGAAGAUGAGACGGGCUCUCAAGCGUUUCAAUUCUGCGAUCGAUGUUGCCCAGGACAUUGAGAGGAUCUUGAAACUUUCCAGCGAGACUGUUAUCGCUUUGAUCAAUUCAGAGGAUUUUAUCCGCUUGACAGAGCAAGGAAAAUAACUCAAAGUUUAUCUUACGUUUAAUAUGCGGUUGAACCGUCUCGAUCAAUAAUUUUUCGCUUUUUUUAACGCACUCCUAUUAUUUUAUUAUCAUAAUGAAUUCCGAGGGGGAAUUUUUUCCUUUUAUUCUUCGACACAAGCAGUUUUAUGAAUUUUUAUUAUGCCGAAUGAAACACUUAUCGACUUUCUAUCUUCGUGAAAACGGGUUUUCAAUAAUCAUGUGCUGAAAUUUUACAGCGCAAUAUUUUGAGUCGUUUAAUGGGAAUAGUAUCUGAAGGUUUUUCAUUCAAUUUAUUCAGUUUCUAUUGUGUUUAAUGAGAUAAGCAAUCGUAUUAGAGACUAUUUCCGUUGAUGACUGUGAGUCUUUAUGCAUCACACACUAUAUUAUUAUACUGAAGUGAAGUGAGGGCAAAGUUUAGUUUUUUGAAAAAUUCGUUUGCCCACUUCAUGCACAUUUUUAUAGUUUUUAUUUCGCAGAGUACGACUAUUUGUAUUUUAUUACGACUUCAAAUUUGUUGGACAAAUUAUUUCCAAAUUUUUCAUUUUAUUCAUCGCCGCGAUCAAUCUUAUGUUUCUUACAUCUGUACUCUUAUGAUUUAAUUAUGAGGAUAAAUAAACAGUUUGAAUACUCA